AUGGCUGUAGGCUCCUCCAUCAUUGAAAGUGCAACACCGCUUGCACUUUUUCCAAUGAAAGAUGGUAUCCCCAAUUGGGAUGAAUUGCUUAAGAUCAUCAAACAGCAUCAACCGAAUUUAUUUCUGGUCGGCUUACCCUUAAAUAUGGAUGAUUCCGAGUCAGAAUUAUCCACACGCGCACGCAAAUUUGCACGACGUUUACGUCAUCAAACCAAUAUUGAAACCCUAAUGGUCGAUGAGCGCUUAACCACACGUGAAGCACGAGAUGAACUCGAUCAUUAUCACGCGCAAGGGCGAGCAAAGAAAUUAGCAGCGGAUAUUGGUAUCGAAACCCAGAAGGAAUUAACCCUUAAACUGAGCAUUAAAAAUGCUUGGGGCAAGCUAUUUUACACGCAGUACCUCAAACACAAGAUCUGGUUUUUGUCCUGUAUUUUGGCAAUUCAAUCCUUGAUUGAGAAUCUUAGACUGUCUCCAAAUGCAAAAAUUAUCUUGAUUGGUUCAACCUGGGGACUAGAUAAUCAUAACGGCAAAGAAGUGGUGUUUUCAGCCAGCAAAUUCGCCCUCAGAGGCAUUGUCCAUUCGCUCCGAGAAAGUUUACGCAAAGACCAGAUUGGGGUGAGUAUAUUAAAUUUAGGCUACUUGGCCACUGAGUUUGAUCUAAAUACAUCUAUAGAAGAUGUUUUACAACAGAGUGGCCAUGAGUUAAUUCCCUUACAGGAUGUUAUUCUUGCCAUCAAGUUUAUCUUAUCCACCAGUCAAGCCAGCUGUGUUAAAGAAAUUAAUAUGCCCGCUAUGGCAGACUUAAAUCUAUAA
Oppiella nova is the source of this 813-nucleotide messenger RNA. The record is from the annotation of a GenBank genome assembly. NCBI's taxonomy places the organism in Eukaryota, Metazoa, Arthropoda, Arachnida, Sarcoptiformes, Oppiidae.